Pseudozyma flocculosa PF-1 is the source of this 804-nucleotide messenger RNA. RefSeq lists its product as uncharacterized. Gene Ontology annotation, molecular function: nucleotide binding. The record is from RefSeq and is a predicted model, not a curated record. The transcript has 2 exons. NCBI's taxonomy places the organism in Eukaryota, Fungi, Basidiomycota, Ustilaginomycetes, Ustilaginales, Ustilaginaceae. Gene Ontology annotation, cellular component: RNA polymerase III complex. Bases 1 to 804 code for a protein of 267 amino acids. Gene Ontology annotation, biological process: transcription initiation at RNA polymerase III promoter.
AUGAAGGUGCUCAAGCCUCGGGCGGCGCUGCUUUCCGACUUCGAGGUGCUCAUGGCCCUCAAGGACAUGGAGGCCGACCAGAUCCAGCGCUCCCAGCUCGUAAAGGCCCAAAAGGCCACCACCGAGGUCCAAGAGAGCAUCUACCAGGACCAGGAAGAGUGGCUCGAGCAGGUGCCUGAGAACCUCCGGACCAUACAGUACGAGACGAUCGCGUUCCUCUCGGAUGUGGCGAGGCCCUGCGCCCACCAGAGCGAAGAGGCCAUCACCGGCCUCCUCGAUGCGCUCAAGUCCAAGGGCUACUCGAUCUCCGACUCCGAGGCGCGGCGGGGCGGCCUCGGCCUCAACAAGUCCGAGCGCCUCCAGAUAGUCAACCACUCUCCCAGCAGCGUCGUCGAGCUCCACACGCUCGUCGAGGAGCUCUCGGAGCGCUUCUACGACUGGCAGAUCGACGACAUCGUCCAGCUCGUCCAGAGCUACAUCCCCGCAUCCUCUUCGGCCGGAGUCAACGCAUACGCCGAGGGCAACGAGGACGCAGAGGCCAUGGCCGUCAACGGCCUCGGUCAGGAGACGGCCGCCGAAGACGAGGCUAUGGCCGCCAACGGCUACGAUCACCAGCCGACCGCAGCCACGCAGCUCGGAGAGGGAGGCGACGGCGGCCUGGCCGUGGUGCCGGGCCACGACGAGGAGCUCGAGGGGCAGGACGACGACUACGAGAUCGACCCGGCCGUCGAGAUGGACGACGACGAGUUUGUCAACGAAGGCUACGGCGCCGUCGGCGUCGAGGAUGCUGAGCCAGAAGACUAG